Molecule: messenger RNA, 2160 nt
Organism: Diospyros lotus (date-plum)
Lineage: Eukaryota; Viridiplantae; Streptophyta; Magnoliopsida; Ericales; Ebenaceae
Product: protein CHUP1, chloroplastic-like
Exons: 6
Coding region: 57-1913 (618 amino acids)
Biological process (GO): chloroplast organization
Cellular component (GO): chloroplast outer membrane
Source: RefSeq, a predicted model, not a curated record
UAUGAGGGGAGACUGGAGAGGGCGGAGCUGCUCUGGAUUUGAACUUUGGAGCAAUAAUGGUUGCUGGGAAGGUGAAAGUGGCGAUGGGUCUCCAGAGCUCGCCGGCGAACCCCAAGCCAGACCCCUCCCCCAAGCCCCCAUUACCUUCGCCCAGCUCCGGCAAGGUUCUUCAGAAGGCCGCCGUGUUCUCCCGCUCCUUCGGCGUCUACUUCCCGCGCUCCUCCGCCCAGGUUCAGCCCCGCCCGCCCAAUGUCACCGAGCUCCUCCGCCUCGUCGAAGAGUUGAGCGAGAGAGAGUCCCGCUUGAAGACCGAGCUCCUCGAGCACAAGCUCCUCCGGGAGUCCGUAGCGAUUCUCCCUGUUCUUGAAAACGAAAUCGCUUCCAAGGAUGCCGAGAUUGCGCGGAACGCGACGAAGAUCGAGUGCUUGGAGGCCGAGAACGAGAGGCUCAGGCAGGAUUUGGAGAUUCUCCAUACGAAAGCGUCGGAGGAGAAGAAGGAGUAUGAGAAGAAGGUGAAGGCGAUGGAGUCUGAGAUCACGAAGUUGAAGAGAGUGGUCUUCGAAGCUAGCAGAACGGAUUCGAGGAGGUUCCGGAACAGUGAUUUGGUUGAUAACGACGAGUUUUCGUCGCUGCAGAGGUUUCAGGGGCUGAUAGAUGUUUCUGGUAGGUCCAAUCUGAUUAAGAACUUGAAGAAAGGUUUGAAUGCUUUUGAAAAUGGUGGAAAUUUUGAAAUUGUUGGCAAGAAUAGGGACGAGUUUGGUGAGUUUGGGCGACCGAAACUUCUUCCGUGCAAUUCUGAAGAAAUCACUGAUGAGAUUUCCGAGUGUUCAUCGUUGAGAUCUCGAGCUCCUCGGGUCCCGAAGCCUCCUCCGAGGCCGUCAUUUUCGUUUUCUUCAUCGCCGUCUGACUCGUCUCGAUGCUCAUUCGCCGGUGCACCGGAGAGAGCGUCGACAGAGCAGCAUUCGGCUCUUCCGCCGCCUCGGCAAACGGUGAAAGUGAUGCCUCCACCUCCACCUCCGCCACCGCCACCGCCACCGCCACCGCCGAAGUGUACGAAGACUUCUCCGGCGAAGGUGAGGAGAGUGCCGGAGGUGGUGGAAUUCUACCACUCGCUGAUGCGGAGGGAAUCACGGCGGGAGCCUGGCGGCGGACCCGCCGAUGGUCCGGCGGCCAAUCCCCGCGACAUGAUCGGUGAAAUAGAGAACCGGUCCGCUCACUUGCUCGCCAUUAAGACAGAUGUAGAGACACAGGGUGAUUUCAUCCGGUUUUUGAUCAAGGAAGUUCAGAAUGCAGCCUUUGUGACCAUUGAAGAUGUUGUACCAUUUGUUAAGUGGCUUGACGAUGAGCUCUCUUUCCUGGUGGAUGAAAGGGCAGUUUUGAAACAAUUCGAAUGGCCGGAGCAGAAGGCUGACGCCCUUCGUGAAGCUGCAUUUGGGUACAGUGAUCUCAAGAAGCUUGAAUCUGAAGCAUCCUCAUUUUGUGAUGAUCCGCGCCAGAGUUGUGCUCAUGCUCUCAAGAAGAUGCAGGCAUUGUUCGAAAAAUUAGAGCAUGCUAUUUACGGUCUCUCACGAAUGAGAGAAUCAGCUUCCAAGCGGUACAGUUUAUUUCACAUUCCAACGGAUUGGAUGUGUGACACCGGCUAUGUAAGUCAGAUGAAGCUGGCAUCCGUGAAGUUAGCUAUGAAGUACAUGAAGAGAGUAUCCACAGAACUUGAAAUUGUGGGUGGUGGUACUGAAGAAGAAGAACUUGUAGUCCAUGGUGUACGGUUUGCUUUUCGAGUUCAUCAGUUUGCUGGGGGAUUUGACGUGGAAACGAUGAGAGCAUUCCAAGAGCUGAGAGACAAAGCCAGAUGCUGCCAUACACAGUGCCCAAACCAGCAACAAAAAUACCUGUAUGGCUCGGCCCCUUGCUGAUCUGUAGCAAGCAUUACCAAACUCAGCUUCAGAAUGUUUUUGUUGUAAAGUUCAAAUGGAAAAUCAGUUAUGUGAAUACAAUAUGGUGGCCACGGCCAUUCCGGAUUCAGAUUUGUAGUUGAUGAGCUCCUUAAUUAGGCAGUUUUUGACAGAAGAAAUGCCUGUCAUUUUGUUGCUCAGCAGGAGCCAAUACCAGGGCCACUAGCUAGUUGAAGAUCUAAAUGGGUAACUUGACUUGUGAAGCUAA